AUGUAUCCGAUCUGGAACGCCAUAGUAUUACCCACUCAGAAUGCAAACCAUUUGAAUGCAAAGUUUGUGGAAAAAGCUUUAAACGCUCUUCUCACCUGCAACGCCACAAGCAUAUUCACACGGGAGCAAGACCUUUCCUAUGUAACAUCUGUCGCAAAGGGUUCCGUGAAUCUGGUGAACUACAAAGACACCAAAGGGUGCACACUGGGGAAAAGCCCUAUCAAUGUGAAAUUUGCUAUGUGCGCUUCACAGAAAAAAACACCCUCCGCAGGCAUACAAAGAGAAAACACACAAUCCAAGCUUUAUUUAGGCAGGUUGCUGCAGAAAACAGUGAUUGGGAAGAAAACUUUAUGA
Messenger RNA from Staurois parvus, 354 nucleotides. The record is from the annotation of a GenBank genome assembly. NCBI's taxonomy places the organism in Eukaryota, Metazoa, Chordata, Amphibia, Anura, Ranidae.